Messenger RNA from Lampris incognitus (smalleye Pacific opah), 4791 nucleotides. It is a transcript of the gene supt16h, whose product is annotated as SPT16 homolog, facilitates chromatin remodeling subunit. The coding region runs from base 317 to 3412 and encodes 1031 amino acids. NCBI's taxonomy places the organism in Eukaryota, Metazoa, Chordata, Actinopteri, Lampriformes, Lampridae. Gene Ontology annotation, biological process: transcription elongation by RNA polymerase II; positive regulation of transcription elongation by RNA polymerase II. Gene Ontology annotation, cellular component: FACT complex. Gene Ontology annotation, molecular function: nucleosome binding. The transcript is spliced from 24 exons. The record is from RefSeq and is a predicted model, not a curated record.
GUUAAUUGAUGAUAACAGAUUCGUUGAGCGUGACAGAGGGAAACAAGCGGGUUUUUAUGUGAUAAAUGAAGAUUUCAGCUUUUAACCUUUUAGUGUAUUUUAACCCAUAGGUUUGUGUAAUACUUGGUUUGUUUGUUAGCAUACAGUAUACUAUUAGCAUAUUACUAGCUCGGAGAGGUCUUUGAUAGGGACACUGUGGGGGGAAACAGGAUCUGGUCGCAGCCGAGAACCAAGGCGUGGAAAGUGCGUUAGUUGACACUCAUCCGGCCUUACUACGAAGCCGGGAGCUGGAGUUUGGCGGAGCAGAGGACUCGCUAUGGCGGUAAACUUGGACAAGGAAGCGUACUACCGCCGAAUUAAGCGUUUAUACGGCAACUGGAAGAAAGGAGAAGAUGAAUUUGGCAAAGUGGAUGCCAUCGUGGUAUCUGUUGGGGUGGACGAGGAGAUUGUAUAUGCUAAAUCCACAGCACUACAGACUUGGUUGUUUGGCUACGAGUUGACGGACACCAUCAUGGUUUUCUGUGACAACAAGAUAAUUUUCCUGGCCAGCAAGAAGAAGGUGGAGUUCCUUAAACAGGUGGCCAUCACCAAAGGCAAUGAGAAUGCCAAUGGUGUCCCACCCAUCACCUUGCUCACCAGGGAAAAGAAUGAAAGCAACAAGGCCAACUUUGACAAGAUGAUGGAGGCCAUCAAGGGCAGCAAGGAGGGGAAGACGGUGGGAGUUUUCAGUAAAGACAAAUUCCCUGGGGAAUACAUGAAGAGCUGGAAUGAUACUAUCACUGCCGAGGGCCUGGAGAAGGUUGACAUCAGUGCGGUGGUAGCCUACACUAUGGCCGUGAAGGAGGAUGGGGAGUUGGCCCUGAUGAAGAAGGCUGCAGCCGUCACCAGCGAGGUCUACUCCAAGUUCUUUAAAGAGCGUGUUAUGGAGAUUGUGGAUGCAGACGAGAAAGUGCGCCACAGUAAACUGGCAGAGUCUGUUGAGAAAGCGAUAGAAGAGAAGAAGUACCUGGGUGGUGCCGACCCUUCCACGGUGGAGAUGUGCUACCCCCCAAUUAUCCAGAGCGGAGGAAAUUACAGCCUCAAGUUCAGCGUCGUCAGUGAUAAGAACCAUAUGCACUUCGGUGCCAUCACAUGUGCCAUGGGUAUCCGCUACAAGUCCUACUGCUCCAACCUGGUCCGCACCCUGAUGGUGGACCCGCCACAGGAAAUGCAGGACAACUACAACUUCCUGCUGCAGGUGGAGGAGGAGCUGCUCAAACAGCUCAAACACGGGGUAAAAAUCUGUGACGCCUAUAAUGCCGUUCUAGAGUACGUCAAGAAAGAGAAGUCAGACCUGGUGCCUAAACUCACAAAAAACCUUGGUUUUGCAAUGGGAAUAGAGUUCAGAGAGGGCUCCUUGGUGUUGAAUGGCAAAAACCAGUACAAACUGAAAAAAGGCAUGGUGUUGAGUAUCAGUCUGGGCUUUGCUGACCUUGUUAAUAAAGAGGGGAAGAAGGAUGAGCAGAAAAAGUAUGCCCUGUUCGUUGGAGACACAGUACAGAUUAAUGAGGAGGAGGCUGCCACAAUACUUACACCAGUGAAAAAGAAGAUAAAGAACGUGGGAAUCUUUCUGAAGAAUGAUGAUGAAGAGGAUGAUGAGGAAGACGCAGAUGAUGCUGAGGAGCUACUGGGGAAGGGAGCACGUAGUGCAGCUCUGCUGGCAGACAGAACUAGGAAUGAGAUGACGGCAGAGGAGAAGAGGCGAGCCCACCAGAAGGAACUGGCCAAUCAGGUGAAUGAAGAGGCAAGGCGUCGUCUGACGGAGCAGAAAGGAGAGCAACAGAUUCAGAAGGCCAGGAAGUCUAAUGUUUCAUAUAAGAGCGUGUCCCAGAUGCCCAGAGAAAAAGACAUCAGGGACAUGAAGAUCUUCAUCGACAAAAAGUACGAGACGGUCGUCAUGCCCGUCUUUGGCAUCGCCACUCCUUUCCACAUUGCCACCAUUAAGAACAUCAGUAUGUCUGUAGAGGGAGACUACACCUACCUGAGAAUCAACUUCUACGUACCGGGCAGCUCCUUGGGACGGCAUGAAGGAAACAUCUUCCCCAACCCAGAUGCCACCUUUGUCAAAGAAAUCACGUACCGGGCAUCCAAUCUGAAGGCACCCGGCGACACAUCCGUGCCCUCCACCAACCUGCAGAAUGCCUUCCGCAUCAUCAAGGAGGUGCAGAAGCGCUACAAGACGCGGGAGGCUGAGGAGAAGGAGAAGGAGGGCAUCGUCAAGCAAGACUCACUGGUUAUCAACCUGAACCGCAGCAACCCUAAGCUUAAAGACCUCUACAUCAGACCCAACAUUGCCCAGAAGAGGAUGCAGGGCUCACUGGAGGCGCAUACCAACGGGUUCCGUUUUACCUCAGUGCGCGGCGACAAAGUGGACAUCCUGUACAACAACAUCAAACACUCCAUCUUCCAGCCUUGUGACGGGGAGAUGAUCAUCGUACUACACUUCCACCUAAAGAACGCCAUCAUGUUCGGCAAGAAGCGCCACACAGAUGUGCAGUUCUACACGGAGGUCGGGGAGAUCACCACAGACCUGGGCAAGCACCAGCACAUGCACGACCGUGACGACCUGUACGCCGAGCAGAUGGAGAGGGAGAUGAGGCACAAGCUCAAGUCAGCCUUCAAGAACUUCAUCGAGAAGGUGGAGACGCUGACUAAGGAGGAGUUGGAGUUCGAGGUCCCCUUCCGAGACCUGGGCUUCCAGGGUGCCCCCUACAGGAGUACCUGCCUCCUACAACCCACAUCCAGUUCUCUUGUCAACGUUACUGAAUGGCCGCCAUUUGUUGUGACUCUGGACGAGGUGGAGUUGGUCCACUUUGAACGUGUGCAGUUCCACCUAAAGAACUUUGACGUGGUCAUCGUCUACAAGGACUACAACAAGAAGGUCACAAUGAUCAAUGCUGUGCCCGUCAACUCUCUGGACCCCAUCAAAGAGUGGCUCAACUCGUGUGAUAUCAAAUACACAGAAGGAGUCCAGUCUCUGAACUGGACCAAAAUCAUGAAAACCAUUGUUGAUGAUCCAGAAGGAUUCUUUGAGCAAGGAGGCUGGUCGUUCUUGGACCCAGAGAGUGAGGGAAGUGGCGCAGAGGAGGACUCGGAGUCUGAGAUGGAGGAUGAGACGUUCAACCCCUCUGCAGAGGAGGAUGAAGAGGAAGAGGAGGACAGUGAUGAAGAUUAUGACUCAGAGACAGAGGACUCUGACUAUAGUGCAUCACUGGGCAGUGAAGAGGAGAGCGGAAAAGAUUGGGACGAGCUUGAGGAGGAGGCCAGAAAAGCUGACAGGGAGAGUCACUACGAGGACGCAGAGGAGACCACCAACAGGAAGAGGAAGGUUCGAUCAGCCGCCCCGCCCAGCAAGAAGAAACGACGGCACUAAAUGUUUCUUAGACACACACACACACACAUACAUGCACGCACAGACUACUGCCAAAAUUAGUUCAUCUGAUUUCUCCCACCCAACUAAACCUCCCCUUUGUGCCCCAACUGGCUCUUUCAGUCAUAUUUUUACAAAUGAACGUGCCCACACAUACAUGCACGCACGUACACACAUAUACACAACGUGUAUAUAGAAGUAGAUGCUCCUUUAUUUUUGUGUUGGUCAGACGGUGUCGUGUUUAAAGGGUAACGGUGUACCAGCAAGAGCGUAAGAAACACUUUGUUAGCUCGUCAUUCCUCAUUUCUCAGUUUGCAUUUUCAUCCCACACCUCCCUCACUCCAUCCAUCAGGGUUCAGCUGUGUGUUUGUGUGUGUUUAAAUGGGUUUUUAUUACAAACUUUUUUUUCGUUAAAAGAUCAACGAGUUUGUUAACUAGUAGAUAGUAUAAGAGGACUUAUCUUCUGCCAAGUGUUUUAUAUAAGACAGAAAAACUUCGAAAAGACCCCAGCAUCCCCCCCCCCCAAACACCCCGUUCACCCACCCACGUACACACAAAACACACAUCAUAAUGCUCAUUCCUUCUGUUGUUCUACCUGUAUAUUUGUGAACAGAUGAAUCUGAAGAUGACAUUUUAUCUGGCACAUCUGUGAUCCAUUUAGUUGUUUGUUUUUUUUUUAAUUUGUUCUUUUUGGGGGGGGUAAUGGGGUUUGUACACAAAAUCACAUACACACCAAAACUGUCUCCCUCUAUGCCUUUUUUUUUUAGCUUUUUUUUCUGGGUAGAUAGACUGUUGUACUGUUAAUUCUGAAAAUCCCCUUUUGUUUUUGUAAUAAAAUUAAACAGAACUAGAGUUCGUUGUGCUGUGUGGUUUGUUUUCUCCAAGGCUUACCCUUUUAGAUGAUGGCACUGCGAAACCCGGCAACAAAACGAUGGGCUUGCCGUGUGAAUUUAUAAAAACUGGUUAGCUCUUGAGUUAUUCGGCGAGCACAGAGGAUGUUAACUAUUCCACGGUUUCUGAAGUAACUAGUGGGUCUCAUUUGUGUUAAAAGGACAUUUUUACAACUUGUUGUAUUGUUGGACAUCAAUCUGUCAUUACCUUGGAAUGUCAUGCUGAGGACAAAGGGCCUCUUCAGCCAAAACACAUUGGUACUCAACCUGAAGCCAUUCAUUAUACCUCUUCAAGUACAUUUGACGCUUUGACGCUUUGGAUAGUCCAACCUUGGUGGGUCAUCCCGGGUCGUCCUCUGUGUGGAGUUUGCAUGUUGUCUGCGUGGGUUUCCUCCGGGGGCUCCGGUUUCCUCCCAAAGACAUGUAGGUCAGGUGAAUCGGCUGUACUAAAUCGUCCCUAGGAAUGAUUGUGUGUGUGUGUGUGUGUGUGUG